This is a messenger RNA of Enterobius vermicularis (human pinworm), 1071 nucleotides long. NCBI's taxonomy places the organism in Eukaryota, Metazoa, Nematoda, Chromadorea, Rhabditida, Oxyuridae. The record is from the annotation of a GenBank genome assembly.
GCUAGUCAUUUGGAUGAUAUGCCAUAUUUGGACGUCCCUACUAAUGGUUAUGCUGUUACAAGAGUAGAAAAUUCAAAGAUACCUGAGAAGGCCUAUGAACCACCAAAGCGAUCUAGGAAUUUGAACGGAAGUUUGAGUCGAGUUAGAAAAAGGAGUAUGCAGGGUAUUGGAACUGUGAAUUCGAUACAACAACCUUCUACUUCAGUCUCGGUGAUAAGCACAAGUAGUGCCCCUGUUAAGAGCCGCAAACGUCCGCUGUACCAAAAAGAUUUCCUCUUAGAUUUAGAUGAUCAUCGUAGUCGUGAAGUUUUGAAGAAGGAAAUUGAAAAAUUAGGCGGUCGUGUUGUAGAAACAAUAGAAGAUAGUCCAAAGCUAUUUUGCUUGGUCUCGGAUUAUCGGUAUGCACAUGCUUUAGAGCGUAAAAAUGCUUCAAACCGAUUGAUUAGUUCCAACCUGCCAUUGUUACUGAAAGACGCUGUGAGCAGUGGUAUACGUAUUCAGUCCUAUGCAACAUUCCAACAGUGUCUUACUAAUUUUAAAAAUAAGAUUAAGAACGAGAAAAAAGUCGAAAACGCUCCAGUGAAGGCUCAACAGCAUUCUCAACAUGGCACAGUUUGGAAGCUUUCAAGUCCUUUCAUAAAACUGGAAGAUAGUUCACUACAUUACGCUCCUCUUUUCAAAGAGUUUUCGUCUACUCGCUACUUCGAACCUAUAUAUUUAGGCCAUUCAGCUGGGAAGUCUGUUUUUCAUAAGGUUACUCCAGAAAUGGCGGAACGGAGAUUGCGGGAAGAGAAGGAAUGUAAAAAACGUUUUCCAAGGUGGAGAAGUCGGUUAUGUUCAGGCUAUUGUGACAUCUGUGCCAGGAAUUGUAGUAACCUCCAACUGCAUUUCACAAACGAGGAGCAUCGUCGCCGUGUUAGCCAGCCAAGCUUUUAUGACCGUGUGGAUGCACUUUGUGGAUCUUUUACUCCUGAUAUUGUGGUACCGAACAUACCACUUCUGGAAAGGAAGAAAAGCCCAUCACCGCAACCUGCUCUUCGUAAGCGAUGUUGGAAAUAUGACUCCGAGUGA